Alternaria arborescens is the source of this 675-nucleotide messenger RNA. RefSeq lists its product as hypothetical. The record is from RefSeq and is a predicted model, not a curated record. Lineage: Eukaryota; Fungi; Ascomycota; Dothideomycetes; Pleosporales; Pleosporaceae. The transcript has a single exon. The coding region runs from base 1 to 675 and encodes 224 amino acids.
AUGCAAGAUCCCUUCCUCUGGGGAGGCAGUAAGGAUACCAAAAUCGGAGGCUUCCAAUACGCUAUGUCUUAUCUCUUCGCAUCGAGUGUGGUCUUCAAUUUUGGCGGCGCUGUAAGCAGUAACGUGUUCGAGGGGUCUCUAGCUAACGAGAUGGUGCGGUUCGUCAAUCGCGAGAUCAUCUGCCAGGAUCCAAUGGACCGGAUGCUCGAUGCGCUACGAGAAAUAACCUUCCGUACAGCAGUAAUUGCGGGCAAAAAUGCCGACACUCACAACAUCACCAAUGCCGUUCAGCAGGUGGAGUAUCAAGGCUAUGAGCUCCAAUCAAUAUACAUAACAGAUUGGAAAUUUAUGGCCAUUGCAGCCCUUCUGAGUUGCUCAAGUAUUAUCGCAGUUGGGGCAACAUUUUACGGAUGGUGGGAGCUAGGAAGGCCGUUCUCCAUGGGUCCGUUGGAGCUGGCAUCGGCGUUCGAGGCGCCGCUACUGAAGGCUGCUUGCGAAGAUGCGGGUUUGGACAACGAUACGCAUCGAACUACUGCGCCCGAACCACGUGUGCAGUUUGGUGAGAAGGUGGUGGAUGAUGAGGGGCAGUUUCCGUCCAGCACAGCAAGUCGAAGGUUGGUUUUGGGGUUGGCGACAGAUGUGCAGAGGCCGAGGAAGGGCACGAUGUAUAGCUAG